Messenger RNA from Rhinocladiella mackenziei CBS 650.93, 507 nucleotides. RefSeq lists its product as uncharacterized. The record is from RefSeq and is a predicted model, not a curated record. Lineage: Eukaryota; Fungi; Ascomycota; Eurotiomycetes; Chaetothyriales; Herpotrichiellaceae. The transcript has a single exon. The coding region runs from base 1 to 507 and encodes 168 amino acids.
AUGAAGGCGUUCAUCGCGAUCCCGACCCUCAUGGCUGCCUCCGCUCUCGCAGCCCCUGAACCAGCCUGGUCCUUCACUUUCACCUUCUCCGAUGCUCACAGCACCUGGACUUCCUGCACCUACGCGACCGCUGCGCCAAAUGCAACCACCACUGAAGCCGCCAGCAGUGCUUGGACAGGACCUUCCGAAUGGACUUCCACCACCUCCUAUACCGCAACCUACAGUUCAGGAUCAUCGACCUGGGCCGUUCCCACGGCCAUCUCUUACAGUGUCGCCGAGAGCUGGACCAGCAUGAUCCCCGCUUCUUCAUCAUCAUCAUCAUCAUCCGGCGGCGAGGAGGCCAAGCCUACCACCGAAGCACCCACCUCGGUCGCUCCCGUCACUACCGCUCCUGUUUCCACCUCUCCAGCUUCCUCCGCCUACACUGGAGCCGCCGUUCAUAACGUCGACGGCAAUAUAGCUGGUGUCGGCGCCAUGGCCAUGGCCGGUUUGGUUUUGGUUCUGUAA